Molecule: messenger RNA, 940 nt
Organism: Corticium candelabrum
Lineage: Eukaryota; Metazoa; Porifera; Homoscleromorpha; Homosclerophorida; Plakinidae
Product: collagen alpha-1(II) chain-like
Exons: 8
Coding region: 64-738 (224 amino acids)
Biological process (GO): extracellular matrix organization; cell adhesion
Molecular function (GO): extracellular matrix structural constituent conferring tensile strength; carbohydrate binding
Source: RefSeq, a predicted model, not a curated record
UCUGGAGAAAGAUCAAGACAGUAGGUAGGCUGCGACGUUUGCGGUCGGUGUGCAAGUUGCGCGAUGGGUUUAGCUGUCGUCAUGAUCUGCUUAGUCCUUGUCGUCUUUGUGGCUCAUGGAAGAGGAGAUACUACCAGUGAUGCAAAUAACUUGAUUGAGUUGAUCCAGCACAAUCUGCACGAUUUCAGUGAAGAGGACAAAGCGAAAGCUGUUGCAUUGCUGGACAAACUUCUGGAAAACAAACAAGGACCCAAGGGUGAACGUGGAUAUCAAGGAAGACCGGGAUCAAUGGGACCUCAAGGACCUCGAGGAAUUCCAGGACCUCAAGGUAGUAAGGGACCUCAAGGACCUCGAGGAUCUUCAGGGCUUCAAGGUAGUAAGGGUCAAAGAGGUGCAACAGGAGCAACACCUAGAUGUCCAUCUUGUAAUCGAUGCGAAAUGGGGACAUUUCUUACACGAGGCAAUGGUGUGUCUGCAAGUGUGGGCCACUGUUCAUCCCGCUACAGUCAGAGCCAGUGCUGGCCUGUGUUGAAGUAUAUUAGCUUUUCCAGAAGGUUCAGUUCAACACCAGCUGUAACGGUUUCAAUCAGUCUGCUGGACAGUUAUAAAAACAGGAAUGUUCGAGUGCAUGUUUAUCCAAGCAGUGUCACUACUUCCGGGUUCAGGGCCAACAUCAGCAAAUGGGGUGAUACAAUUAUGUACAUUGUGGAACUCUCUUGGAUAGCCUGCGGUAACUAGAAGUGGAGACAGUCUCCUGCUUGGACUGCAUGUAGUGGAACAUGAUUUGGCGUUUAGGGACGUCAUUGAUGACAUUGGCGUAGUGCUGUGAGCUGUACGUUUAGUCCAAGUGCUUGCAUAUGCAGGAUGUUUGCUGGAUGAUUGCUUUAACGUUGAAAUGAGUUUGUGUAGUUGUUGUAGUCAAAUAUAUGUGUUGACUGAU